Messenger RNA from Theobroma umbraticum, 2119 nucleotides. NCBI's taxonomy places the organism in Eukaryota, Viridiplantae, Streptophyta, Magnoliopsida, Malvales, Malvaceae. The record is from RefSeq and is a predicted model, not a curated record.
UUGCAUAUUGUAUUCUGGGUGGUUUUUUUUUUCUGGGUUUUUCACCUGGGGUUAGUUUAUGUUUUCAAUUUGUUUGAUUUGUUGUGUUGGGAUAUCUCUUUCUUGUUUUGCAUUCUUUAAACUGUACGUUUCAGAUGUAUCUGAAUUCCGAUGACUGCGAAAAUUCUUGAUUGUAUUGUCAUCCAAUUUGAAAUUCUUUUGAUGUCAUGGUUAUAUGAAAUUUGGGUUUUUUAACUUAGUAUAUACUUUCUGUUUAUUUUGUUAUGCGGUUUUAUUUCUCUUGCACUCUGGUUGUUCUGGUUCAUAAUUCUGUACAUUCUGUUUUUACUUUCUUACCUUGGUCGGUCUCAUGCAUAGUUAUACGUAUGUACAUACUGGUGGUAUACCUAGAACAAAAAUAUACAAUAUUUUGUGUGUACUGGUGGUUUUGGUUCUGUCAUUGUAUAAUAGUCAGAGGAUAAGGCAGUCUUAUGUAGGAGAUAUAGGAUACGCCAGAAUUGGUGCAACAGUUUUAGCAUGGAAGACAACAUGGAUGGCAACUUUUCUCAUGCAUAAGGGCUGCCCAUUUUCCCAAGUUGGCAUAUAUGCAGCUUUAGUUUAUACAUAUUCAAAGAUGAAUUUCUUUUCUGCAGUGCUCUACAAAGUGCAAUUUCUACUAGAACCUUCAAAAGUUCCAAGAUCUUCUGAAGAAUUGAAGGCCCAGCCAAGUUGACAAUAGCUUCUGUAGGAAGUGCAUAUAUGAGAAGCUCUCGGAUGAGGGGAUGGAUUGCUGUCCUGUAUGUGACAUUGAGCUGGGCUGUCUUCCAGUCGACAAACUCAGGCCAGACCACAAUUUACAGGAUAUAAGGGCCAAAGUUUUCCCUUUUAAAAGAAGAAAGAUUAGGGCUCCUGAGGUUAUGCCUUCAACCUCACCACCUGCCAAAAGGAAGGAAAGAUCACUAUCAUCAUUGGUGGUCAGUACUCCCAAAGUGCCAAUGCAGACUGGCUUGACUGGGAGGAGAACCAAAGCUACUGCACGAAAAAGAGUUGCUGCUUUUCGAGGAUGUAAUUUCUCUGUUGAGGAACCCCUUAAGAAAGAAGAUUUUGCAGAAGAUCAUCCCUCAGGCACAAGCUCCCCUGAUUCCUCAAACAAAAUUAGUCAAAGUAAAAGGCAGGACUCUUCCAUGGCAGAACCUUCUAGUGAACGCAGGUCAAAUGAAGAUACAGAUGAUGUUGAAAUGUUGGAAGGCAAAGCAGAUCUGUGGACCCCCUUAAAUUGUCUUGUUGAAGCUGCUAACAGAAAGUCAUCUAAGCUAAAUUCACAGGGAUUGGCUACUUCCAAGGCUGAGCCACAUAAUGGCCCUGAUUGUCACUUAUACAUGCCAGAAACAAAAGCUGACCUUGAAUCUGCCACUGUUCCUGAUGGCAAAUUGUGUAUUCCUAAAACUAAGAGUAAGGAGCAUGGGCAGAAUACAAAAGUUCUGGAUGAAAAGAAUGGAGCAAGUUUGAUUUCAAGACCUGUGAAGCGUAGAAGGUUGCGUGCAGCAGCACAAAAGAGGGCAACUGCCUCUCAGGAGCAGGCUGCCUCAGCUAGAGUCAUGUUAGACACUUUGGGGGCUAAGUGUAACAGAAAAGAAAGUCCAAUUUGGUUCUCAUUAGUUGCUUCUGAAGAUCAGAAAGGAGAUGCUUCGCUGCCACAGAUAUCUGCAUGCUACUUGAGGAUAAAGGAUGGUAAAAUGCCUGUCUCAUUCAUCCAAAAGUACCUUGUAAAGAAACUUGAUCUUACAAGUGAAGCUGAGGUGGAGAUCAUGUGCCGGGGUAAGCCUGUUCUACCAACAUUGCAACUUCAUAACUUGGUCGAUCUGUGGUUUCGCACAGCAUCAACUGCAAAAAAGGUCCCAGCAUCUGUUGGCUCCUCAGCCAAGGACUUUGUGAUGGUUCUAUCAUAUGGCCGAAAAGUUCAAGCUCCUUGAGACAUCUAUCUAAUUUUUCCAUGUUGCUUUUUUAUCAUCUGCAACUACAUAUAUGUUUUCUAAGAUCAUCAUAGUUUUAUUGUAUACUAGUUUACCUGUCAUGUAUGCUUGUACCAUGCAUGUAAUACACAUGAAUUUAUUUAAUUUAUUUUAUUUCAUUCUUACCA